Molecule: messenger RNA, 541 nt
Organism: Lobosporangium transversale
Lineage: Eukaryota; Fungi; Mortierellomycota; Mortierellomycetes; Mortierellales; Mortierellaceae
Exons: 1
Coding region: 240-536 (98 amino acids)
Source: RefSeq, a predicted model, not a curated record
CUCACCUUCGGACCACGGACCACCCAUGCCACUCAUCUGUUGACUCCUUCCCCCUUUGACUCUUAUUCUCUGGCAUACACAAUGCAUAUGCAUCUGCAAACUCUACUUUUUGUGUUCGGAUGUGUCUUGUGUUGCUCUACUCCUGUCUAUCAACCUUACCGUCGUCUUGCAUCUUACCAGAUUGACCACAAAAAAAAAAUCAUGUCAAAAAAAAUCGUACCAGCGCAUCCCAAUCGUGCAUGAUACUAACUAGUCAUCUUUCUUUUAUUCUUUUUCUUUUUCUUUUUCUCUUUCCCUUUUCCUUCUCUUCCUUCCUUCCCUUCUAUCUCCAUUAUCUAUUCAUUCUUCCCUCUAUUCUCAUCUUCCCCUCGCCCCCUUUCCUCCCUUCUCUCUUUUUAUUUGAUCUUAUCUACUCGAUCACAAUCGAUACAAACAAUACCAGUCAUUUAUUAUUCUUUCUUUGCUUCCCACACCCACCGAUCCUGACGCUCGUUCAUGGACUAUUGUCUGUCCAAUCCUCACCACCAAGAACUUGAUCUUU